AAUCAAGCAUUUAAAUUCUAAAAAUAAAUGGUCAUCAUCGUAAUUUAAAAGUCGACUAGUGUGGGCGCAAUCUACGUAAAUUUUUUCCACAAAAACGUUAACUGUGCACGAACGACAAUAAACGAUUUAUGUGUGCAAACAGAAGAUAGUGUUGGUGCUUCUUGGCUGCUUGGCCUUGCUUUUGACACCUCACUUAACACACACACCCAAGUUUGUUAAAAAGUUUUGUUAUUUUCAAUAGUAAAUUGCAUAUAAGCGAUAAGGCAAAAAUGCAGGCUAUAAAGUGCGUUGUUGUAGGCGAUGGUGCUGUUGGUAAAACUUGCUUACUAAUUUCGUACACUACCAAUGCUUUUCCUGGCGAAUACAUACCAACAGUGUUUGACAAUUACUCUGCAAAUGUUAUGGUCGACGGCAAACCCAUCAAUUUGGGCCUAUGGGAUACAGCGGGGCAAGAAGAUUACGACAGGCUCAGGCCGUUAUCGUAUCCACAAACCGAUGUUUUCCUUAUUUGUUUUUCGUUGGUUAAUCCUGCCUCGUUUGAAAAUGUUAGAGCUAAAUGGUAUCCAGAAGUGAGGCAUCAUUGUCCCAACACCCCCAUUAUAUUGGUAGGAACGAAAUUAGAUCUGAGAGAGGACAAAACGACCAUUGAGAAGUUAAAAGAUAAAAAAUUGGCUCCAAUAACUUAUCCACAAGGUUUGGCUAUGGCAAAGGAAAUAAGCGCAGUAAAGUAUCUAGAAUGUUCGGCUCUGACCCAAAAAGGACUCAAAACCGUAUUCGACGAAGCUAUCAGAGCGGUGCUGUGCCCCGUCAUGCCUCCCAAACCAAAACGCAAGUGUACGCUUCUGUAAUAGAGUUAAGUAGCCAUCAAAUUGUUAAUUUUUUCCUUUCUUGAAAGUGUUUUAAAUUUAAGAAAAAAAAAACGUAAUUUUGUUGCAAUAAUAAUUAUUAUUUUUUGGGGGGCUAUUAAAACUAUUGUAAAUAGAUUGUAAUUUGUUUAUUUUUCUGGAAAUUUAAAACAGUUUUAAGGUUUAGCAGAUCUGUAGUUACGAAUUGUAGACAAAUUAUUUAUUGUCUGCUUUCUAACAAGACAAUUGCAUCUAAGGUUGCCAUAUUUUAUUCAGCUAAUUUGUAAAUAAUUCGCAACUAUGGUGUACAGGCACAACUUUUUUUGACUAGAGUAAAAAAAUAUAGUCAUAAAUUUAUGAGAUGUGAGUAUAUGUGAUUCAUUGUUCAUGUAUGUAGGGCAUGAAAAAGUUGGUUUCACGGUCCUAUACCUUUACCCCCCAAGAUAAAGUCAGCUGGUAAUGGAAUACAGAGCAAAAUAUUAUCAGACUUUGUUGCUUAAGUAUGUUAUGUUUUCAAGAUUUAGUGUAAAGUGCGAUCAAAAUAGUGAAGAAAAUGAUGCCAAAGUUUUACUUACUAGAAAUUACCAAAAAGAGAUUUACUGGAAUUUAAAGUCGCUCCGUUAAGUUUCCUCGCACCUUGAGAAAGCCUUCGAGGUUUAGAAUUGACAUGACUAAUUUGUCAAAUAGUAGCAAGUGUCCAUGCUAAAGUCACACGCUCCAAGGAAGACUCAGGGAACAACAGUUGUGAAUUGGGCCCUUAUUAGAAAAGUGAACUUUGCUGAAAAUUUGAUGCUACAUGCUCGUUUUAUUGCGUCCAAUACAAGCAUGUAUUUUGAUUGCGCUUGACUCUAAAUCUUGAAGUUUUUGAUAAACAAUAUGGAAAAUUGAGAAUAAGAUACCCACCUACACUGGUGCAGUUUUGCCAACUGUAAUUUUAAAAUUUACUAGAAUUUCCCUGGAAGUUUAUCGCUUUUGUAUUUUUCUACAAGUAAUCUUUAUCUUUGGCAGCAUGAUGGUCUCUUCAAUAUUUCUGGCAAAACUUUAUUUUUCAAUUACUCAUUAAUGCAUUUAUUCAUAUGUGUUUCUCUUUUGCAGUAACUUUGGUAACUUGCCAUAAAUAUACCUACGUAAUUAAAUAGAUUUGUGGUAACGUCAAGAUUGUUUGUUUUUUUGGUUGAAUUUAAUAAUUGAAUGUUUUAAACUUGUUAGAUAUUUUUUAAAUUGCUUUAAAGUAAUAUGUAGUUGUAAUUAGUCAAUUAUGGUAAGUGUAGUGUUGGGAGGUUUUGAAAUGCGAGAAACUUAAGUAAAUUUUAUCUAUCAAUAAUUCACAAAGUGCAUUUUAUUGACGGUGUGACAAAUUUAGUUGGACUAGAACCUAGGAAUGCAGAGACAUAUGAAAUCUUGUAAAACUUUAUUGAGUAUAGAAAUUGUUUAUAUGUAUGAACUUCCUUUUGCUCACAUCUUACUUUGCCAGGUGGUCUUAUCUUGGGCCAAACCUUAUGGGGAUCGUGCCUCCCAACAUUAUCAUGUACUUGAUAGACUUUAUCAAUAUAUUUUUUUUUGUAACUAAUAAUAAUUGAGAUUUACUAUAUUUUAUCGAGUUGUAACAUAUUUUGUAAAGAAAACGUUUAUAUUCAAAUAAAAUUUAUUUCUUUCAUAGGCGUUUUAUUUUAUUUUUUGUUUUGGUAGGUAGGUUAUAAAGAGUUGCAUUAUCAAAUUAUCAUCAAACAUAGACAAUUUAAUGCUAAAAUGUUAUUUGAUGUUUGUAACAAGACUUAUCGCUUAGAUAGUUAAAUUGAUGUUGAUUUUUUUUACCAGCAUACAAGUUGGAUUUACAAAAAAAUUGAGGAUAUUGAAACACUGCCAUCAGAUCGCACAAGAAACUUAAUUUUGGCUAAAGUAUAUUUUCCCUAGAAUCUUCAAAUACCCUGUCAAUUCUAAUGUUAGUAAUAGAUCUAACUCGUAUGCGUAAAUUGCUUAUUAUGUAUUGAAUAAUGAAUGUUAAGUUUUCUGUCAUAUCAGCGCAAAAAAAAAUGUUACAUAAUAAUUGCAAUAAUUAAAAUCAAAAUUUCAAUCCUCCUCCAAGCUUUUCUUGAAUAUAAUUUUCAUUCUUUUGUACAUAAAAUAGAUAAUUUCUGGAAAAAUGUUUUUAUAUAAUAUUUAAAUUAUACAUAAUAAUUAUUAUAUUUUUAUAUUACUACUAUUACAUUUGCUUUUGUUGUAUUAUUACACGUUUGGGGAACAUUGCAGGUUAAUUGUAAAAUGAAACAUUGUGGGUGUUUUUUUCCUUUUAAAUCAUCUAUAGAUAAAGCAUAUUCCUAGAUAAUGAUUUUGUCAGACGUGUACACAGUUUUUUGUUGUCAUUGUUUAAAUUGUCCCUUAAUAAACUUCAUAAUUAUUUUUUUUCAUAUAAUUAUUAUGUUAAACAUAGGCUAUUAAAUGUCACUUUUAUGUCAUAUAAAUAAUCUAAUUGGGACUACUACUGUGUGUAUUUUGUAAAUACUAAAGAAUUAUAAUAGAACAUUAAUAAGGUUUAUAGAAUAAAGAAAAAAUAUUAAGAGAUGUAA
Molecule: messenger RNA, 3412 nt
Organism: Ceutorhynchus assimilis (cabbage seed weevil)
Lineage: Eukaryota; Metazoa; Arthropoda; Insecta; Coleoptera; Curculionidae
Source: the annotation of a GenBank genome assembly